Molecule: messenger RNA, 2788 nt
Organism: Ornithodoros turicata
Lineage: Eukaryota; Metazoa; Arthropoda; Arachnida; Ixodida; Argasidae
Gene: Madm
Product: nuclear receptor-binding protein-like
Exons: 13
Coding region: 171-1712 (513 amino acids)
Biological process (GO): intracellular signal transduction; protein phosphorylation
Cellular component (GO): endomembrane system; cytoplasm
Molecular function (GO): ATP binding; protein serine/threonine kinase activity
Source: RefSeq, a predicted model, not a curated record
UCGCUUGGCGCUUGGCGUUUGGCAUUCAGUUCGUUCGUCGUUGCAUGGUUGUUUAUGAAAUCUGAGUUAUUCGUCCGUUUCCGUCGUAGCUUUUCGCGUUUUCGCCUUGUGAGGGAGAUGUUUGUGUGGAUGUACGCUAUAUAGCGGCGAAUCAACCUUCGUCUUUCACAAUGACCGACAACAAGGACGGUAAAGGUACGAAAGAGUCGAAUGAACAACGAGGUAGCGGUGACGACUCCGAAGACGAAUGUGAAAUUUUAGAAGAAAGUCCAUGUGGCCGAUGGCUUAAGAGGCGUGAAGAGGUGCAGCAACGCGACAUACCCGGAAUUGAUGCAGCGUAUCUUGCGAUGGACACUGAUGAAGGUGUGGAAGUUGUGUGGAAUGAAGUGAAGUUUUCCGAACGGAAAAAUUUCAAGGCUAAAGAGGAAAAAAUCCGUGAGGUCUUUGACAGCCUCGCUCAGCUAGAACACCCAAACAUAGUAAAAAUUCACAAGUACUGGAUGGACAAGGACUCAGAAAAACCGAGAGUGAUCUUCAUCACCGAGUACAUGUCUAGUGGCUCUUUGAAGCAGUUCCUCAAGAAAACCAAAAGGAACGUCAUCAAACUGCCCCUACAGGCAUGGAAGAGGUGGUGCAACCAGAUUCUGUCAGCUUUAAGCUAUCUGCACUCUUGUUCCCCUCCAAUCUUGCAUGGAAAUAUGACAUGCGAUACGAUAUUCAUCCAGCAUAAUGGCCUUAUCAAGAUAGGUUCUGUGGCACCUGACGCUAUCAACCACCACGUGAAAACUUUUCGGGAGAACAUAAAGAAUGUCCACUUCAUUGCCCCCGAAUACGGAAGUAAGUCAUUCUCCAUGGUUACCCCCGCAGCUGACAUCUAUUCCUUUGGAAUGUGCGCUCUGGAAAUGGCAGCUUUGGAAAUUCCUGGUAAUGGUGAUUCUGGAACACAGAUCACAGAAGAUGUAGUGAACAAGACAAUAGAGUCCUUGGAAAAUAUACAACAGAAGGACUUCAUUCGGAAGUGCUUGAAGAAAAACCCUCAGGAACGGCCGACAGCGCGGGAACUGCUGUUUCACCCAGUCAUUUUUGAAGUACAUGCACUCCAAGUGCUUGCAGCACACGUCAUCGUCAAGAGUGCAUCAUACCACCCAGAUCAGCUCACGGAUGAAGCUGUGCUGUCUCGCUACAGUCAAGCGGACAUUAUAGCGGAGAUAACGCAUAAAGAUGACAGGCCAGGUGUCAAGAUACGCAAGAAUGAAGUGCCUAAGUUGGAACUUGAGAAGCUGCUCGAGGACGUCAGGAAUGGAAUAUAUCCCCUCACUGCAUUCGUGAUGUCGCAUCAACCCAUAGUACGGCCACGUGCCACGUCUCCCGAGGUUUCCGAAUCGGUGCAGUCGGCUUCGCCGGAGCAGUUUGAUGCGGAGACGCGCCGUAUCAUCAACAUGAUGUGCAACAUCAAGCAGCAAGAGGAGUCGCAGAGUUUUGUGAUGACAUUGCUACUUCGGAUGGAUGAUAAAAUGAACAGGCAGCUAACGUGUGAACUUUCGUUAAAAGACACACCAACAGUACUAGCCAUGGAGCUGGUUCAUUUUGGCUUCAUCAACAAGGAGGAUCAGAACAUGGUCGAAGUGCUCAUCCAGGAUACGCUAAGCAGAAGUCACAUUCCAAAUGUCGCACUCUCACCCAGCUCCCCUGUGUCCGUAGGAGCGGCGUGAUCGGCGUCUCCGUCGUGUAGUUGGACUCUUUACGCGUGCGAAACCCGCAUGGAUCCCCAUAGUAGCACGUGCCAUGCCAGCAUCCUGCCUUCUGCGGCCAGCACUAUUUUUCCAGACACUCACUCGCGCGUGGUGUUCAACCAGAGCGUGUGCUACGCCUUAGAUGUUCUACAGUUUGGGGGGGAAACAGAAGAUACGGGACAUGCCGCAAAUGUUUCGGCUACAUUGUAACCUGCAGUUGUCUGCUCCUGUCCAUCGCAGUUUUACUUCUUGGCUGUGUUGUUCUUUCUGAAGCUCUGUGCCUUCAUCUUUUUUUUUUCUUUUUUAAAUUUUCUACCUCGGGGGAGCCUCGUAAAGUUAAUUUUAAGAGUGAAAGAAAUCAAUUGCCAUGAUGUUAAUUUUAAGACUCGUCGGAUUGUGUUUAAUAUGUUGAAAAUUUUGUCGUGUCCGGAGAUUCACGAAGGCUUCACGGCUGUACUAGAAUUGGGCAAACGUGCCCAACAGGCAACGUCAAUGUGCAUUGUGGUGGAGACAACCCAAGGAUGUAUGAGAGACUGCUGUACAGGAGUACCCUUGGAAACAUACGUCUCCAGCCUGAUGUAAUUCUGCGAGGCACCAAUAGGGAGCUGUGACUUGUUUGGGCCACUUUGUCCCCCAUGGGCCACUGGAGGGCCCAAAGUGAGAUUUUCUUGUGGAGAGUGCUUCGAUUAUUCUUGGAAGAGUGGCAAUCAAGUAUUACUGUGCUUCUUUGAAACAGUGUCACAUAUGGGAAAUGUGGAUUUCUAAAACGUAUGGGCUAUUUCGGAACAUUCUUAAUAACCAAGCAAAAAAGUUUACAGACGGAAUAUUGCGACUGCACGGCAUCCUAAAGGCUGAGGCUGAAUGCGCUUUUAUUUAAGGGAAUGAAAUUGCAAAAGCGGAGAUAUAUAUAAUAGACCCUCAUGAGCUUCAUGAGAUGUCAUUGGCACAAUGCAGAAAUUGUAGGGGUAUUGUGUAGCUCUAUUAGGUCCUAAAAUAUUGCAGUGCUUGCUGCUUAUUUCGUGAGAAAUCCUAAAUAAAAAUUAUGUAAAGCAUUA